This is a messenger RNA of Physcomitrium patens, 3224 nucleotides long. RefSeq lists its product as uncharacterized. The record is from RefSeq and is a predicted model, not a curated record. NCBI's taxonomy places the organism in Eukaryota, Viridiplantae, Streptophyta, Bryopsida, Funariales, Funariaceae.
UGUGGCACUCACACGCUUCGCGUCCUGGCCAGGCACUCGUGCAGUCUCCGAUUUCAUAGUCCCUGCUCGUCGCCGACUAUAUCCCCAACUCUGCAUUGCAAUGCCAGGGGCGCGCGGUGUUGUUACUCUCUUUUUAGGUCACACUUAGCUUCAACUCAUUUUCGUGUCGCGGAGAGGAACGGCUUGGGCUUUUCAGGGGAUGUCUGGACUUGUACUUAUUUCAGGUCGAUGCGCACACCUGCAAAGUUGAGUAGAUACAAUCAUGAUUCUGGUUUUUCAGGAACUGUUUGGAGUCAAUCAGAAUCCAUUCAGAUAAUUGAUUUACAGCAGUGGCAUCGACACAUCAGACGCUACAAACACCACAAGAGGCAAAAUGCAGCAUGCGACGUUGAAAACAGAGGAGGAGUUAUUAGUGAUAGCUAUAUUGGAGGAGACGCCCUGGGAGAAACUUCCCAAACGUCUUAAGAAUUCGUUGGCUUCAAACGAAGAGUAUCAGAAGCGGGUGAAGGAAUAUUGCAUCAAAAAGCGUCUGAAGUGGAGUGAAUGUGCUGCACGUAACGCUUGCCGAGAGAACGAUUAUUAUGAAGACCUCGUUCGUUAUUUGCGAAAAAAUCUUGCGUUGUUUCCGUAUCAUCUAUCAGAGAAUGUCUGCCGAAUUCUGCGUAUUACUCCCUUCCGAUACUACCACGGAUUAUUGUAUGAUGUAAUGAAAAAUGAGCAACCAUAUGAUUCGAUUCCCAACUUCACAGCAGCAGAUGUGUUAAGGCUCACUGGAAUAGGUCGGAACGAAUUCAUUGAUAUAAUGAAUAAGUGUCGUGCUAAGAAAUUAAUGUGGAAGCUCAAUAAGUCCAUUGUUAAAGAAAUGUUGCCUACACAACCGGUUAACUUCCGCAUGGAGCCGUGGUGGGUUGUUUGUUUUGUUAAUUUGACCACUGAUGAGUAUCGGAAAUUGUCAGAGGAGGAGAUGGCUGUAAUAAGUGGAGGGGAUGGUGACAAUAGCGACCGCUUAGGCAAGGAAGGGGUUAACCUUGUUGGUGAGGUGGACGUCGAUGUGCUGCGAUCCCUUUAUCGGCGAGGUUUGAUCUACUUGGACGUUCCUGUGUACCCGGAUGACCACUUUCAAGUGUCAACUCUGGAGGGUUUCGUUUCCAAUCGAAACCAGCAAUACGAGGAUCCAACAGAAGAGCUUUUGUAUGCCGUAUUUGUGGCAUCUAGUGAACAAACAACUGUCGCGGAACUUGCGCAAACCCUUCAGGCCAACCUCGAGCAACUUCAGUCAGCUGUAUCGCUGGCUUCCCGACUUGGAUGGGCAAAGAAGUUCCUCGACCCGAUUUCUUUUUUACAGGAUUCAUCUAUACCUGAAUCUCCUCGAAGUUUUGGGGAUGAUCGGAUGCUCAGCCCAUUCACCAGUCCAUCACGGGUUGGUGCUUUGGGCCCACCAGAUGUAGAUUUGGUGAAGGGCCAAGCUGGUUUGACGCGUUUUGCUUACAUGGUGGACGCCAACCUUACAUCGUACUUGAUGAUGGGUUCUCUCUCUCCAGGUCUGAAGGGUCAUGCGGUUACACUCUUCGAGGCUGGAAAACUCGGAGAUUCUAGCGUGGCUGAUAUGUGUGAGGUUCUUCGGCAAGUAGAAGGGACAAAAAUGGAAGGAGAGUUGCAACAAUUUGCUGACCACGCCUUCAGCCUUCGUCAUGCUUUAGAAUGUUUGAGAUCUCAAGGCACUGAUUUGGAAGUUGAGGAGGCAGGCGAAGGUGGUAUUGGUGGAUUUCAUCUAGAGCCUCAUAGAUUUGCAGAUGGAAAUGAACCGUCGCAAUCUGGACAGUUAGUUCAGCAAAGUGUUGGCGAUUUUGAAGAUUACUCUACCAAUGCUGCUGAGAGGGGUGCAGAAACUGCAGAAAUGACUACUGUCCCGCCUGAUAUGGCGGACACAAAGGUUGCAAUGCGGUUUGGUGCUGCUCUGAAUCUGACUGGAAGAAAUUUGUCUAAGGAAAAUGUGCAGACACACAAGCCCUCUUCCCGUGUUGAUGUAAUCCGGAUAGAAAGUUUGCAAGACCUGGCCCCAGCCACUAUGCAACGAGUUUUACGGAGAGAUUAUGAUGUGGUUGUGUCGAUGAUACCACUGCCAUCUCCUCCUUCAGUUUGCUCAUCCGAUGGACUUGGUCCCGCGCAUUUUGGUCCUCCAUCACGUGCGUCGAUAUCCCCUUGGAUGAAACUUUUGUUAUAUCAGACAGCAGGAUCAGGCCCCAUAUCUGUUGCAUUGAUCAAGGGUCAACGGUUUAGAACUCUACCUCCUCCACUAGCAGGCUGUGCAAAAGCUCUUCUGUGGACUUGGGAUGGUGCUGGUACAAACGGAGUUGGAGGCAAGUUUGAAGGUACGCUUGUAGAAGGGAGUAUUUUGCUGCAUUGUGUGAAUACACUGUUGAAGCACAAUGCUAUACUCAUCCAACCCUUUCCGAAGACACAUUUGGAUUCUGGAGGCUCAGGAAAGCCUGUGACGAGAAAUGUUCCUUUACCACUCUUUGAAUCUUCCGAAGUUCACCCAUCUCUUAUUCAGGCUGCCAACGAACUUGCCCUCGAAACACUAGGUUACAUUCGGCUAGUACAGAUCCCAUGCAGAGACCCACAAGAACAUAAGGAGAGCUGCUUUGAGUGGGUUCCACAAAGCAUUGAGUUUGGAGUUCCACUUUUCGAUACAGAGCUAUGCAAAAGUGUAUGCCAAGGAAUAUUUCAAUCGCAUCUUUUUUCGCCUACAUCUCUCAUCAAACACCGGCAAGGAAUGCAUGACGUAAGGCAAAGGUUACAGGAGUUCAUCACGGAUUAUCAAGCUUCUGGCCCAAAAGCGACUUCUGCGUAUGCUUUAGCAGAUGGACCAGAUAUGGCUAACAGAUCUGUUUUUCACAAAAGUACUGGUGGCGUACCUAUGCUCUAUCUCCUCGAUGAAGAUGAUUCAAAUGAUGUUCCUUCGCCAGGCGUCAAUUUGAUCUUUGAUGGUGCUACUCUUGAGCCACUGCAUGUUGAUCGAUGUCUUCAGGGCAGACUUCCGGCACGUUUGGUAGUUGCGGCAAGUGCCGCUACUGAAACCUUGAGGACCAUGUACUGAUUUUCGUACACCUCAUAAUUGUCUUUAUUUUAGAUACUAUUAUUUAACUUGGUUAAUUCAAUUGUAAGUGGCACUAUUGGUUUUUCUGUUGUGCAUGAGAAUCCAUUUGUGGAACGUUCCAUAA